Molecule: messenger RNA, 1416 nt
Organism: Loxodonta africana (African savanna elephant)
Lineage: Eukaryota; Metazoa; Chordata; Mammalia; Proboscidea; Elephantidae
Gene: PRND
Product: prion like protein doppel
Exons: 1
Coding region: 1-534 (177 amino acids)
Biological process (GO): protein homooligomerization; intracellular copper ion homeostasis
Cellular component (GO): membrane
Molecular function (GO): copper ion binding
Source: RefSeq, a predicted model, not a curated record
AUGAGGAAGCAUCUGGGAGCUUGGUGGCUGGCCAUUGCCUUUGUCUUGCUCCUCAGCCAUCUCUCCAUGGUCACCGCGAGAGGCAUAAAGCACAGAAUCAAGUGGAACCGCAAGGCCUUGCCCAACACCGGCCACGUCACGGCGGCCCAAGUCACCGAGACCCGCCCGGGAGCCUUCAUCAGGCACGGCCGGAAGCUCGAUAUUGACUUCGGAGCAGAGGGCAACAGGUACUACGAGGCCAACUACUGGCAGUUCCCUGAUGGAAUCCACUACGACGGCUGCUCUGAGGCCAACGUGACCAAGGAGAUGUUUGUCACCAGCUGCAUCAACACCACCCAGGCGGCCAACCAGGAGGAGUUCUCUCGGAAGCAGGACAACAAGGUUUACCAGCGCAUCCUGUGGCGGCUGAUCAGGGAGCUCUGCUCGGUCAAGCACUGCGAUUUUUGGCUGGAUCGGGGAGGAGGACUUCGAGUCAGUCUGGACCAGCCUGUGAUGCUCUGCCUGCUGGUUUUCAUUUGGUUUAUGGUAAAAUAAGCUUGCAAAGAGGUGGUCGCCCCAGAGGUGAAGCAGAUAAUCGAACACUGGUGAGUUAUCCCGGUUCUUCUCCCCCAGCCCCCAAACCACCACUUGUGCCUGAAGGUACCAAAGAGCAAUGAUUCGUCGGCACUUCCUAGAUGCCUCCCAAGUAUUCACUCUGGUAUUUGAUUGUAUUUGUGAAAUGUGUGUGCACUGGUCCCCUCUGUGGUCUACCGGAGAACAGGGCUGGGACUCUUCAUCACUGAUUUCUCAGCAUUUGGCUGCUAACCAAGAGGUCGGCAGUUGCAAUCCACCAGCCACUCCUUGGAAACCCUGUGGGGCAGUUCUACUCUGUCCUAUAUAGUGGCUAUGAGUUGGAAUCAACUCCAUAGCAAUGGUUUUUUUUUUCUUUUGGAGGCGGGGGAGGUGGAGGUUUAUACAGGGCCUGGCACAUGGUAUUAUACAAUAAAUGUUUGGCAAACACAUAAAAGAAUGUGCCAGGAGCUGUGCCAAGCCCUUCACAAUAUUUCCCAACAACGCUUUGAGGUAGGUGUUAUUCCCAUUUUACAGAGGAGGAAACUGAGGCUCAGAAAGGUGAAGUGAUUCGCCCAGAGUCACACAGCUAGAACGUGCCAGAGCCAAGGUUCAACCCUGGCUUGUCUGACCCCAGGUUUUCUGCUCUGUCCAUUCCCAGAGCUGUCUCAUCAUCACCUUCUGAUUCACAGGGCCCAGAUCCAAACAGGUAUCUCUAAUGAAACGGGUGAAGCGCCCCCUACCGAAAUGAUUGAAAAGACCCCCGCUGAUGGCUGUGUGCUUUGGUCCUCUGUUCAAUGGAGUUUAGUUUAACUCCGUUAAAUAAACCACAGGGGCCCUGGUGGUGCAGUGGUUAAAGAGCUUGCC